CGUGCAGUUUGAUGAAUAAAUGCAUAUACUAUGAAACGCUGUGUGCCGGACGAGUCAUACGUUCAUCAAAUGCGCGUGCGUGUUGAAUUUGGUCACCAAACACACGCACACACGCACACACAUACAUACAUACAUACAUACAUACAUACACUCACACAGGAAGUGUGGCCGUCUCCGCUCAUCUACUGAAGGUCCAAUAUGUGCUGCACCCUGCAGUCGGAACAGACAGCCCACCACAUGCAACCAUGUGCUGGAUUGAGGACUCAUGUCUCUCACAUUUUGUUGACGUCAGCAUACGGUAUCGCGCCGCUGCCCUGCUUGACCUGCAGAUACUUGAACGCAUCAUCAACCUCACCCUCCUGCAACACACCAGCACACAACACACACACCAAAGAUCCACCCACCCACCGCUUUCCGUCCAUGCCUCCUCCUCCUGUCCACCGUCAUUCUGUCGCCACACGUCGUGAGUGCCGUCAUCAACAUAUUGGCAUCGAUGACGCCACCCUGCGACUCAUCCAACACCUGAAAGCAACGGAGUCAAUGACACCAGCAGGUCGUGGAGGUGCCGGUUAUCACCCUGAACGCGCGCAUGAGGUUCGACUCGUCCUUCGCUACGGGCGAUCCAUCCCCGGCCGCAUAGUACUCCGCCGCGAUGGCCAUAAACUCCGUCUUAGUCACCUCCCUGCCACGCAACCCUGCUCCCCCAACACCCCCCCAACAGCCCCAAGAGCCUCACUUCAACUCGCAUGGAGCAUCCGUUGACAUUCACCUGUCAUCUUGUCCUUCAUUUCCUCCUCCGUGAAGCACUGCCCGAGGGCCCGCAGGCAGUUGGGAACCUCAGCGAUGGAUAUCUUGCCAGAUUUGGCCCUGUCGUAGAAGCAGAACACCUCAUCCACCUCACGCCUCUGAAGGCCUCGAAAGGACACAACCAGAGAGCGUAAACGACCGAGCGAGUCCUCACGCAUACCUGAGAGGCUGUCAAGGCCUCCAUUCUGGCCCCGGAAAGAGG
Vitrella brassicaformis is the source of this 1009-nucleotide messenger RNA. The record is from the annotation of a GenBank genome assembly. NCBI's taxonomy places the organism in Eukaryota, Vitrellaceae.